Cynoglossus semilaevis (tongue sole) is the source of this 810-nucleotide messenger RNA. It is a transcript of the gene tomm34, whose product is annotated as translocase of outer mitochondrial membrane 34. The transcript is spliced from 7 exons. Gene Ontology annotation, cellular component: cytosol; mitochondrion. The record is from RefSeq and is a predicted model, not a curated record. NCBI's taxonomy places the organism in Eukaryota, Metazoa, Chordata, Actinopteri, Pleuronectiformes, Cynoglossidae. Gene Ontology annotation, molecular function: heat shock protein binding. The coding region runs from base 1 to 810 and encodes 269 amino acids.
AUGGGUAAAAAGAAUCCAGAAGAUCUGGCCAUCUUGUACUCCAAUCGUGCAGCCAGUUACCUGAAGGAUGGAAACUGUGCCGAGUGCGUCAAAGACUGCAACAUGUCGCUGGACUUGUUACCCUUCAAUGUGAAGUCUCUGCUGCGUCGUGCCUCCGCCUACGAAGCUCUGGAGCGGUACAGGCACGCCUACGUGGACUACAAGACUGCACUGCAGGUGGACUCCAACAUAGUGGCCGCUCACGACGGUACCAACAGGAUGACCAAAGCGCUGACAGAGGCAGACGGCCCCUCGUGGAGAGAAAAACUUCCUCCCAUCCCAACAGUCCCUCUGUCGGUGCGAGAGAAACUGACUCAGAAAACCAGUGUGGCCAACGAUGUUCAGCAGAAGUCAACAGAUCAGCAGACCAGCAGCAGAGCAGCCAAUCAGAAAGCUCCCAGUGGCGAGGACGUGAAGAAGGCUCAGGCCCUGAAAGAAGAAGGCAACGCUCUGGUGAAGAAGGGAGAGCAUCGGAAAGCCAUAGAGAAAUACAGUCAGAGCCUCAAACAUAACCCCACCGAGGUCACCACCUUCACCAACAGGGCCCUGUGUUACCUGUCAGUGAAGCAGUACCAGGAUGCGGUCAAAGACUGCGAGCAGGCUCUGAGGAUGGACCAGGUCAACAUCAAGGCUUUGUACAGGAGGGCGCUGGCUCACAAAGAACUGAAGAACCUCAAAGCCUGCGUGGACGACCUGAACGCUCUGCUCCAGAUUGAACCCAAGAACGUGGCGGCCCUCAAGCUGCUGCAGGAAGUUCCGAAGAACAAGUGA